AUGUCGAAGCUCUGGAUAAUUAUUGCGGCAAUUUAUUUAACUAGGAUUUCGGUAUUAUGUCUGACACCAGACGAAAUCGAAGCUCAAAGAAGUGGCUGGAAUGUCGAUCCAAAUACCCAGUACCACAUACAAACUGACGAGGGACCAGAGAGAUACUUUCGAUUUCAAACACUCAAUGGACAAUUUCGUAAAGAAAAGAGACUCGAGGACGGUACUGUUGUCGGUACUGAAGGAUGGCUUGAUCCCCUAGGUUAUUUAAGAAUUAAAGAUUAUAUCGCUGAUCGCGAAGGCUUUAGAAUACUUAAAUCUAAAACGGUUUACGUUGGAAUCAAUCGACCGAUUGACGAAGCAGUGACCGCCAGUAAACGAGUACCGCCUACAAAUGGAGUUUUGGUUAAGCCACGACGACCUCCUAAUCCAUUUAGACAACCAGUAUUACAAGACUUUUCAAGCAACAGCAUCGAAAGUAACACGAUAAAACCAUAUCGAGCGUAUUCACCAGCAGAUUCACGAAGAUUCAUUGUACCUUCAACUCCAUCGUAUCCGCAUUCAAAUUAUUACUCAACAACAAUAAGACCAAUAGCAAUAGCCAAUGAAUUACCAAAGCCUACAACGAAUAAAUACAUUCGACCGUACCGAGUUUACAAUCGAUCUUACAGAAGAUCUUAUCCAUACGUUGGAUCACCUACUGUUGAAAUAGAACCACCAGAAAAUAAUAGCAAUAAUAAUAUUAUUAAUAGUAGUAAUAAUGACGAAGCAAUAAAAGGAACUCCAGAAUCAACAUUUGGACUUUAUCGGGCAGACAAUCGGCGAUACCGAGCUGCCCUAGCGUCAGGACGUUUUAACAGCACAUCUCGACAAGUACGCACCCGUCGACCCAAUUUCACAACUGAAAACUCCGACAGUCAGACAAAAGAAACAACAAGUCCCGUUUACUACACUCUACCGCCAGCGAAUCCACGAACCAGACAGGCGCGACUUUCUCAGGGGAUUUCAUCAACACCAGAAGAAUACGAAUUUCCUCAGUACGAUGGAACUCACACGACCGCUGAUGGUUUUCAGUAUUACCUAAAAACUCACUAUCAUGAAGAAGAGCAACAGCCCGAUAAAAGCGUCGGGUCAUUCGGCUACGUGGAUCCCUUUGGAAUCAGACGAGUUGUCUACUACAAAGCUGAUGGACAAAAUGGGUUUGUUCACAAGAAAAAUAAUCGGUAUGUAGGGUUCGACGCUACUCCAUACGAUCCCGUGCCACCGAAAUAA
Molecule: messenger RNA, 1260 nt
Organism: Cotesia congregata
Lineage: Eukaryota; Metazoa; Arthropoda; Insecta; Hymenoptera; Braconidae
Source: the annotation of a GenBank genome assembly